This is a messenger RNA of Bicyclus anynana (squinting bush brown), 1899 nucleotides long. It is a transcript of the gene Ufsp2, whose product is annotated as ufm1-specific protease 2. Bases 101 to 1861 code for a protein of 586 amino acids. Lineage: Eukaryota; Metazoa; Arthropoda; Insecta; Lepidoptera; Nymphalidae. The transcript has 10 exons. The record is from RefSeq and is a predicted model, not a curated record.
UGUUUGUCUGUACAAUAGUAUCUGUACUGUGCAGCUAGAUUAAAUUACUCUAAGUGUCAGGCCUUCACUUUUUGUCUUUGGGCGGCAGUUCGACUUCAAAAUGUCACCACGUCUUAUAAUAUCAAAAUAUGUUAUUGAGCGGCUAUCCAAACUCGAUACGAAUGAGCCGACAGGAUGUCUGUACGGUCUCAUGUACGACGGCACUUUGCUCGUCGUAGGACUAAGUUUAGAGUUUUUUGAAAACGAGCAAAAAACAUACAGGCAACUUCUUCUACAAUUGCCCGCCGAAGUAGAGUUGUGCGGUGUUAUAAAAUUCAGUGAAACUUUGUCAAUUGAAUCUAAACCUAAGGAGAUAUUUCAGGACGUAGACAUAACGGACAAUCCACUUUUUAUUGUAAUCAGUAAGGAUAAACAGAUUAAAGCACAUUUUUUGGUGCAUGACAAAUUUGAAGAAACAAACUAUGAGGUCCUACAGCCAGAGGAACUGUGGAAACAGUUUAUUCAUGUACGUCUGAACACUGUGCUGCCGUUGACUUGUGAAGCAACAAUAGCGGGAGUCAAAAAUAUUAUGCAGAAUAAAAGAAAAAAAAUAGCAUCUGGCCAAGUCUCGUUUCAUAUUGAUGGCACCUCAAUAUACUUAUUUGGAGUAGCCUCAGAUGUAGGAGUGACAGGCACAAGUACAGAAGCCAAUAUAGGAGAGUUAAUGGACUCCCUUGGCCCAGAACAGAGUUCCAAAAAGAAAAAACACAGUAUAAAUAAAGUGGAAAUAGUUCCUGUUAAUUUAGUAUUGAAAACAACAAAAGACAUGCUAUCAGAUAAACUUGUGAAAACAGCUGUUAAGAUGAUGACUACACAAAGGAAACCUGCAUUUUGCAUCAGUAUGCCAUUAAGAGUUGACACAUUGGCCAUGAUACACAGGAAUACAAAACUGUCAGAAUUGUAUACAGUGCUAGUUGAAGCUGCCUGCAGGUCUCUCAGAUUACUUGAACAUGUAUUAUUGGAGCAGUUGGGUCAAGAAGGUAUUGGUGAUGGAGCAGGUUUACGUCUACCAGAAACAUUCCAUUUUCUUCCCCCAGAAAUUGGUCAUUUCAUCACAAGAAUUGUACCUAAGGGCAUACCAGAUGAAAGCAUGGAAAGCGAUAGGAGGUCACUACACGAACAGUUAUCUUUGCCACAAGACAGGCCUAUAUUCCGAAGGGGGAACGCAUAUACAUCAAAUAGUGCUAAGUUAAUUAACCCACACGAAGCAAUACCAGUUCAGCCGGUCAAGCCAGACGUAGCUGUGGCCCUGGUGCGAGGACGUUACACCUAUCACCACUAUAUGCAAGAUAACUUCAAUGAUGAUGGAUGGGGUUGUGCCUACCGCUCUAUGCAAACCAUAUUUUCGUGGUUUAGGUUUCAAGGAUAUAGUACAAACGACAUACCAACUCACAGAGAUAUCCAACAGUGCCUUGUUAAUAUUGGUGAUAAGCCAUCCUCAUUUUUAGGCUCAAAGCAAUGGAUAGGGUCUACAGAAGUGAUGUUCUGUUUGGAAACCAUCUUGGGUGUACAAUCUAGGAUUAUUUUUGCAAACACUGGCUCAGAAUUGCUCAGUUACACACCAGAGCUGGUACACCAUUUUGAAAGGCAUGGGAGCCCAAUCAUGAUAGGUGGUGGCGUGCUAGCGCAUACAAUACUCGGCGUGGAGUACAACAGUGUCACCAACGACACGCGGUACCUCAUACUGGACCCGCACUACACAGGUGUCGAUGACGUCACCGUCGUCGUCAGCAAGGGCUGGUGCGGCUGGAAGAACUCAGACUUUUGGAACAAAACGGCUCAUUAUAAUCUAUGUCUACCACAAACAAAACCGGCUAUAUAAUUUUUUUUUUAAUAAAAUUAUUGGUUUUUGUGUAUAUA